AUGGCUGGAAAUACCUCAAUCAUAUAUAAGUUUGUGUGGCAGUGGAAUGGUAGUGAAACCCCUUGGGAGAAGGAUGAAGCGGAAUGGCGACGUUACUCUGAUAUGGAAAAUGAUAUCAUUGAAGAUGCUUAUUUGAAUGGCAACGACCAAGCAGUGUUACAUAAGCACUACGUCGAUUUUGAACAAAGUUUACAAAUUAGCAAAAAUGAUGCAUUUCGACAAAGACAAGUAAGAAGAAUCAAAGUUGAUAGUAAUGGAGAGUAUCUCAGAGAAGAUAGAUUUUGCAUUUGUGAACAGCCGCUGAAACCUUUUGGUAAAGCUAAAAAUGCUAUGUCUGAUUUUGUUUGGGCAUGGUUAGAGGACAACAGACAUAUUGCGCCGAAACAUGGAAACCCGGAUUAUAUAGAAAUAAUAAAGCAAGCUGGUCAGGGUAUUGUUAACGAGGCAAAAUUGUUAACACUAGAUUUUGAAGGUGAAACUAUUGCGAAUAAGCUGAUAGAAUUACAAGAUCAAAGGAUAGGUCAAAUUCAAAUCGGCUGUUUUCGUCUUUAUACGGCUGAAUCAUUUCUCUACAAGUUAAUUAAUAAGACGUUGCGAGAAGACGAUAGAAGCAAAACAGAAACUCUGGGCGCGUUUUGCUAUUUGCUAGCUGAAUCUUAUUUGUUUAAGAACCUUUAUGACGGCCUAUUAUAUCGUGGGGUUACGCUUACCGAAGAAAUGAUUAAUGACUAUCAAAAUUCAACUGGUGAAUGGCGAAGAUGGUUAGCGUUUUCAUCAACAAGCAAAUGUCGGGAAAAAGCGCAACACUUCGGAAAUACAUUAUUUAUUCUCAAAUUAAAACCAAAUGCAGUAUAUCACGACAUAUCGUCAAUUUCGUAUUACCCAAACGAAGAAGAAGUGUUACUGCCUGCUGCAACCGAUUUUGUUGUUGAUAAAGUUGAAUGCGACAAAGACGGAAAAUAUCUAAUCUAUAUUAGUAUUUUUUCGUAA
Molecule: messenger RNA, 990 nt
Organism: Adineta steineri
Lineage: Eukaryota; Metazoa; Rotifera; Eurotatoria; Adinetida; Adinetidae
Source: the annotation of a GenBank genome assembly